Messenger RNA from Peronospora belbahrii, 1332 nucleotides. The record is from the annotation of a GenBank genome assembly. NCBI's taxonomy places the organism in Eukaryota, Oomycota, Peronosporomycetes, Peronosporales, Peronosporaceae.
AUGAUUGUAACCAAGAUGCUACAGACUGGACUGACGCGCGCACUCGGAAAGUCUCUACGCUUUACACGCUCCUUUUCGACGGGUGCAAUACCGUACUAUGAUGUAGUGGUGAUUGGUGGAAGUGUCAUGGGCUUUUCAACGGCUUACCACCUCGCUAUUGAGGCUCCUAACUUAAAAAUUGCCGUAGUGGAGAAGGACCCUUGCUACAAGUACGCAUCUGCUAUUCUCUCCGCUGGUGGUAUCCGUCAUCAAUUUUCAGAGACAGAGAAUAUUGAAAUGAGUCUCUACGGCACUGAAUUCCUUCGCAACAUUGGCACGAACAUGAAGGUGGACGGUCACGACGCUCCAGAUGUACAGUUCGUUGAAGGUGGAUAUAUGUUUUUAGCAAGCGAGCACGGAGCGGAUAUUCUCCAUAAAAACUAUACCACACAAAAAGCUGCGGGCGCAGAUGUGCAGCUGCUGGACCCGGUGGCGCUGAGACAGCGCUUUCCGUGGAUUAACACAGAAGGCGUUGAGAAAGCUGUCCUAGGUAUGAAGGAUCAGGGCUGGUUCGAUCCCUGGGCAUUCCUAAAUGCCAUGAAGCGCAAGUGUGUGUCCCUGGGUGUACAUGUCCUAGAAGGUGAGGUCAAGCACUUUGAACUUGAUGGACAAAAUCAGAUCAAACAGGUGCACAUCGAGGUCAACAAUUCGCAUAAAUGUGGAGGCACGCAUUUCAAUCCGGUUCGUACGGGUGUCGUAGUAAAUGCUGCGGGGUGCUGGUCGAGCAAGUUAUUAGAGGCCUGCGGUGUCUUCAAUUAUCCGGUGAGACCUCGCAAGCGCUCCGUUUUUGCUUUCCACUGUGAUGCGGAAGAAAUCUGGAAGGGCGAUGCUGCAACUCCACUCGUGGUGGAUACAAACGGAGUUUACUUUCGACGUGAAGGUUCAGGUGGUCGUUUCGUGUGUGGCUGGUCACCCGAACCUGAGAAUGAUUAUGAUGGACAGUCUACGGACGAGCUGGACUUUCCUGAUCACGAACAUUUUGAGGAGCAGGUGUGGCCAACGAUUGCUCACCGCGUUAAGCAGUUUGAAGCUGUCAAGAUCGUGAGUGCGUGGGCUGGCUUCUACGACUACAAUACCUUUGACCAGAAUGCGAUUAUUGGCCUGCAUCCAGACGUACCAAAUAUGUACCUCGUCAACGGGUUUAGUGGUCACGGCCUGCAGCAGUCUCCUGCUGCUGGUCGUGCGAUUUCAGAGCUAGUUCUCUACGGAGUUUUUCAAACGAUCAACUGCUCACGCUUUAGCUUCGAUCGUGUACGUGCGGACGAGCCGUUCUUAGAGCAGGGAAUCGUGUAG